AUUCGUUCUUUUCACAGCACUCUCGCCUCGUGUCGUAUUAGUGCUGUAAUUUGGUCAGACGUUUUUUCUCGUUUUCUCCUGAAAAAUCGUCAAAUCGGCUUCAAAAUGAGUUUGUACAAUUUCAAGAAGAUUAUGGUGGUUCCACCAGCCAAGGCCUUCAUCGAUAUUAUGCUUUCAAAAACCCAGCGGAAGACUCCGACUGUGGUUCACAAGCAUUACAAAAUUAGUCGGAUAAGAGCUUUCUAUAUGCGCAAGGUAAAGUACACCCAGCAGAAUUUUCACGAUCGGCUGUCGCAGAUAAUCCAGGAUUUCCCUAAAUUGGACGACGUACAUCCCUUCUACGCUGAUUUAAUGAAUGUGCUGUACGAUAAAGAUCAUUACAAACUUGCAUUGGGUCAGCUGAAUACGGCUAGACAUUUGAUUGAUACUGUUGCAAAAGAUUAUGUGCGUCUCCUCAAAUUUGGAGAUUCCUUAUACCGUUGCAAACAAUUAAAGAAAGCUGCUUUGGGUCGAAUGGCUACUAUAAUGAAACGGCAAGCAUCUAAUUUAACCUACCUGGAGCAAGUUCGCCAGCAUUUGUCUCGUCUACCAUCGAUCGAUCCAUACACUCGCACCAUAAUUAUUUGCGGAUUUCCAAAUGUGGGUAAAUCCAGCUUUAUUAACAAAGUGACACGAGCUGAUGUCGAAGUGCAGCCUUAUGCUUUUACAACAAAAAGUUUGUAUGUAGGUCAUACGGAUUAUAAAUAUCUGAGAUGGCAGGUGAUUGAUACGCCAGGAAUUCUGGAUCAUCCUUUGGAGGAACGUAACGUUAUUGAAAUGCAAGCCAUCACCGCCAUGGCACACUUGAGAGCGUGCAUUUUGUACUUCAUGGAUGUUUCCGAGCAGUGUGGACAUUCCAUUGAAGAGCAGGCUAAGCUAUUUGACAGUAUCAAACCUUUAUUUGUGAACAAACCUCUGAUCCUUGUUUUGAACAAAACCGAUAUCCUUACGUUGGAUGAAUUGGAUUCGGAGAAAAGAAAAAUCAUCGAAGAUCUUGCAGAUGAUACUGAGGAAAUUCCCAUCCUGCAAAUGUCUACCGUCACGGAAAAGGGAGUGAUGGAGGUCAAAACAGAGGCAUGUGAACGUCUGUUGGGUUAUCGCGUAGAUCAGAAACUGAAGGCCAAAAAGAUCGAAGGUGUGUUGAAUCGUUUGCACGUUGCAAUUCCGGCGAAACGAGAUGACAAAGAACGUCCUCCUUGUAUACCGGCAGCCGUUUUGGCUGCUCGUGCUGCAAAUGCAGAUAAAAUUGCACGUCGUCAGCGAAAAUUGGAAAAGGAAAUCGAGCAGGAGAUGGGAGACGAGUACACGCUGGAUCUGAAGAAAAAUUACGCGGACAUUGCGGAAGAAGAACGGUACGAUAUCAUUCCCGAGUUCCUGAAUGGUGUAAAUAUUGCCGACUAUAUCGAUCCGGAUAUUUUCGAAAAGUUGGAAGAGCUCGAGCGAGAUGAAGGUCUUCGAUUGGAAUCAGGCUUUUACGAUCCGCCACCACUUAAUUUGGACGAAACUUUGCUAGAGAUACGCGAGAUGGCCAAACAGAUCCGCCUUAAGCGGUUCUUACUCAAAGAUUCGCGUAAAAUGCAGCAAAAGAGUGGCCGUCCCGUUAUGCCACGCCAUAAGCAGGCUAUGGUACGGGAUCGUAAAGUUGACAACCUGCGCAAAACGAUGGAAAAUCUGGGAGUGGAUAUGGCAGAUACUGAUGGUGCCAAUUUCACCAAAAACCAAGUUGAUAUACGUCGCAGUCUAGUACCGGCGGUCGGUGGACUCAAAACACCCAAAAAAGAUCGCGAGUCGUUUGCCGUUGUUAAAGCUACUGGACAGCCUAUCAAACGUAAGACUCCUGGUCAUGAGCUAGGAAUCAAGAGUGUGGUGCUCAAGAAGAAGGCUAAGGUGAUGGCCAAACACGACAUUGCAAAGAAGGUAACAAAGUGGUCCCGCAAGGGAGAAGCCGACCGGCAUAUACCCGACCUGAUGCCGAAGCAUUUGUUUGCGGGAAAACGAGGUACGGGCAAGACAGAUCGCCGAUAAGUAGAGAACAGUGCAAGAUUGUCCAACAUGUUGAGGAUAUUCUAGGAGCUGUGUGCCUACUCAAUAGGUGUUUUAUUUUCAUGUAAUAAAGUAAUUCCUUAGCAUGAAGUUCUUAAGUACCUAAAGUUUAUGGUUGCUAAAUAAAAUGAUGCUUAACAGAAAUUACUUCAGUUGCAAGAAAAAUAAAAUAAAAUCGUGUAGGCAGCUUGCACUGACUUUUACGUAAUGAUUUGUUGAUGGCACAUCGUUAGAAUUUGUUCAACAUUGAUAAUUUGUUGAGGUAUCAGUAGCCCGGUAACAAGAUAAGUAUAUGGCUAAUGUGGCGUUACGAAACACCUAUAAGUCGAUUUAAAUGAAAUCAUUUAUGAAACAGGUAAAA
Messenger RNA from Topomyia yanbarensis, 2443 nucleotides. RefSeq names its product nucleolar GTP-binding protein 1 (gene Non1). The transcript has 4 exons. Gene Ontology annotation, molecular function: GTP binding; GTPase activity; RNA binding. The record is from RefSeq and is a predicted model, not a curated record. Bases 106 to 2064 code for a protein of 652 amino acids. Gene Ontology annotation, biological process: ribosomal large subunit biogenesis. Gene Ontology annotation, cellular component: nucleolus. Lineage: Eukaryota; Metazoa; Arthropoda; Insecta; Diptera; Culicidae.